This is a messenger RNA of Sapajus apella (tufted capuchin), 1514 nucleotides long. Its product is annotated as translation initiation factor IF-2-like. Lineage: Eukaryota; Metazoa; Chordata; Mammalia; Primates; Cebidae. The transcript has 2 exons. Bases 1 to 783 code for a protein of 260 amino acids. The record is from RefSeq and is a predicted model, not a curated record.
AUGCCCACCUUCUCCGGCCAACUCCGAAGCCGCCUCAGCCCCCUCCUCCCGCCGCGGCGGCGGCGACCGCUGCAAAGCCCUCCCGGCCGCUCUGCACCGAGGCAGCGCGAAGCUAGAGUCGCCUUCCCCUCGCCACCCCCGGGGCCGCAGCCGCCAGCGAGCCCUGAGCUGAGUGUCGCUCAAACCUCCCCUCCCGGCCCCGCUCGGCCCUCCCCCCACGCCCCGCAGACCCUUUCAAACCCCCUGGGCUCGCGGCGGCUGCUCGGUGAGGAAACGCUGGCCGCGGCUGGGGCCGGGGCGGCGCGGCUGCGUGCAGGGCGGCGGCGGGGCGCCCGGUACGGUGAGCCCAGCAACGAGGCGCGGGCGGGCGCGCAGAGACGCCGGGUCCUCGCGGAGCACGGCCGGGGCGCGGCGGCAGCGACGGUGGCAGCGGGAGCCCAGGGACCGCUCCAUCACUGGCAGCCAUGGAGCCCGAGCAUUUUCCUCCCUCAGGGCAGGCGCCUCGGCUCGGCACACGUCCUCGGAGAGGAAGGGGCCGGCGCCCGAGCCUCCCCGGAGGGCGGCGGGACGUGCGCUAGGGCGGAGGGUGCGACCCUCUCUUGUCCUCUUCCUCCGCAGCCGGCUCGUCCUCACCCCGCUGCUCCCACGGCCCGGCGGGAGGGGGCCGCAGGCGGCGGCGGCUCCUUUCUCGGCGGCGUUGGUGGCCAGACGGGCUGGUGCAGCGACUGCAGCCGACGCCGUUCAAAGGAACGAGAGGAAAGGCCCCAGAAGAGCAGAGACUGAAGUCUACUACACAGAUUGAGUUGCAUUUUGAUCGAUAUUUCAGGUACAACUACCACUUCAUUAUCUGCAUGUGAAUUUCCCAUGGGCAAUUUCCAUUCCCAGACUACCUUGAACCUCUCAGCCAACACCAGUCAGAUCUCUCAUGGCCACACCACAAUAUGUGCACAAGGGAUGUGAAAUCCUUUAAAAUUUAGACCAAAAGAAAGAGUUUAGGCAGUCAAAUCCAUUGAGUGGAAAGAAAUCCAUUAAAUUUAAUUCAAAAUAUAUUAUGGUUUAUCCACUAUUUUGGAAGAACUCCAUUAUUGCUUGCUUCUAAUAGCAAAGUUAAUGAAGAAUUGAUUGCUAUUUCAAUGAGACCUCUCUGCACACGCACGUUUACUAAGAACUCACCUAAAUUGUAGCUCAUUUUUAAUGUGGAACAGAAAACUCAGUUUGUGCCUGCAUAUCUCAUAACAGGUCAUUCUAGAAUGAUUCUAACAAUACAUUUCAGUAAACCGUAUUACACUUAGACAACCAGCAGAAAUCUAGAAUAAUUGGGUCACUGAAGAAUAAACAUUAAAGGCAGGGCAAGGGGUUAAUCAUGGAGCAAGGACUUCAUUAAAGAAACUGUAGUAAUAUCCAAAAUUCUUCAAAGGCUGCAUUGGGGAUACUGUUUAACAUUAACACAGAACUCUCCAGUUGGUUGGAGAGCAGAAGGGAGAGGUCUCUAUAAGCAUAAGAAGCCUGCUUUG